Molecule: messenger RNA, 1146 nt
Organism: Dicentrarchus labrax (European seabass)
Lineage: Eukaryota; Metazoa; Chordata; Actinopteri; Moronidae
Product: C1q-related factor-like
Exons: 4
Coding region: 68-748 (226 amino acids)
Molecular function (GO): protein binding
Source: RefSeq, a predicted model, not a curated record
UUUUGUCUCACGACCAGUCUACACGCCUUCCAUCCUACUGAAGCCGUCAUCAUUUACCAGCUUCAACAUGAGAGCUAUUGUAUUGCUGUGUCUGCUGCAUGCAGCUUUUGGUCAGGAUAAUAGGUAUGGGUGGAAUGGACCUUCCAGCACCGUUGCACAGCCGAAUCAAGACCGAAGCAGUGAGUGUCUUGCAGACCCGGCGUCAUGCGGCUGCUGUCUGAUGCAGAAACAGGUAGAGAGGAUGGAGAUGUUCUUUAACUAUACCUAUGCAGAAAUGAAGAAGGAGAUGACAAAAACAAAGGUGAUCCUCGACAAUAUGAGAGCCAGCCGCAGUGCCUUCUCUGUCGCCCUAAACAAUAACAUUAGUCUUACCUGCUUUGGACCCUUCACAACUGAAAGGUUCAUCAUCUACAAAAAUGUCUUCAUCAACCUGGGAAACAACUACAAUGUACAGACCGGUGUUUUCACCGCUCCCCGCUCCGGUGUCUACAGCCUCUCCAUCACUGUCUACAGCAGUUCUGUAAACUUACCGCUCCCCUGUGCCAAUCUGCUGGUUAACAGCAAAAUGGUGACUUCAGUCAAGGAACAAAAUGGGCAGGAUUCUGAAGACAGCGGCAGUGCUGUUUGGGCCAUGAAACUGAUGGCUGGUGACCAGGUGGCUGUUGUCCUGCCCCAAGGAUGUGCCAUCUGCGAUGACAAAAACCACUAUAACACUUUCACUGGCUUCCUGCUGUAUGCUACUGACUAAGUUAGCAAAUGUAUCUGUUCUGGGCUUUGUACCAACUCCUGUCAUAUACUGACUUUGUUAGAUGAAAUCUUUCUGUGGUGACAGUCAUUGUAGCCUCUAAUCUCUAUCUGAUCUUUUGUACCAUCGCCCAUCCCAGCAUGAUGCUGCCAUCCUUAUUUUGUUUGUUUUAUUCCAUCAUGGUUCAGAUCAUGUCCCAUCAGUUACAUUGAUAUUACCUUUCGAGGUAAUCCAUGUUUCUAAUUCACAAUGAAAGAAUUUUUAUGUCACACUGUUAGGGUAUCUUGGUUGUAACAGCUGUUGAUCUUGAAAUACUGAAACAAAGUGAUGUAAAGUUUGAUAGAAACAGGAAUUUUCACUUCACCUGAAACUUAAUAAAAUAAACCAGACUUUUAAACAAA